This is a messenger RNA of Galleria mellonella (greater wax moth), 910 nucleotides long. RefSeq lists its product as uncharacterized. NCBI's taxonomy places the organism in Eukaryota, Metazoa, Arthropoda, Insecta, Lepidoptera, Pyralidae. The coding region runs from base 27 to 632 and encodes 201 amino acids. The transcript is spliced from 6 exons. The record is from RefSeq and is a predicted model, not a curated record.
UAUUAUACAUUUUAAAUAAAACAAAAAUGUGCACUAACCGGGGCCUAGUCGACAAUCUAGAAUGUUACAUGGACGACCUUGUGGAUUGCUUCGAUGAUUUUAUUAAGAAAUCUCUAAUCAUCGUGUCCGUUGCAAUCGGCGCGUUAGUUAUUAUGCUGGUUUAUGUGUUAAAAAUAGUUACCGAACGUCCGCAAGUUGCACACACUACCACGGGAAAUGAAUCAAACAUAAGCUUACAAAACACUGGCUUAUCAUUUAGCCAUAAUACUGACAUACGGAGUAACAUACUACAAAGUGCCAAAAGCAGUAAAAACUCGAUGAAAAACAAUACCGAGGUACACAGUCCAGAACAGUCCUGCAAGAGAACCACGUCCGCGAAUACAGACACUUCGCCAAGUGAAUCAAGUUUAGACGAGAGCGUGCUGAGAAAUAUGGGAUUCUCGAAUUGUUCUAAAGGCUGCAUGCCGAAUAAAAAGUCUAUAACGCGUAACAACAGUUCCGAUACAAGAAUAACUACCCCUAGUUUGCCGACUUGCAUACUGUCUAAUCCCGUGCCUUUAUCUGAACCAUGUCAAGAAUAUGUACCUAACAGAGGCUCGUGUUGCUCUAUGUGUUGUGAUGAUGAUAAUUGAUGAUAAGAAUCAAGAAACAUACAAGAAUCAUUCAUAUAACAAUGGAAAAUUCAAACAACCAUUAAAAAGCAAUUUACACGUUUGGCAAAAUUUACUUGUGAAAGCAUUUAUUGGUCUAAGUUGUAGGCAUAGAUUCAAAUCAGAGCUCCCUGUCGAGUCUUUACCAAGAGACUACAGCAUGGGGUUUUUCAAAAAAGAGGUAAAGAAGUUUUUGCGGGGUCGGCAAUGCACGUGUAUUGCAGGUGUUCAUAGGCUACAGAAACCGCUUACCAUCAGGU